GCUGGCUCAGACCUAUCCGCCUUUGCUGGGCUGUUGGUUUGCACACCUUCUCAAGAAGGCCUUGGCUGCCAGGGAGCUUGCUCUUCAUACCUCAUCGCCCGUUCCCAUGGCGGUGCAUCACUCAGACCUGCCGCACUUGUUGCAACAAGUGGAGCGUGCAAUGGUGCAAACUGCGCAGUCUGGUCCGCGCUUUGUGCCAUGGGGGGCUGGGGCCAUUGAAGGCUUGACACCUGUGCAGCAUGUCUAUUUUGCCAUCAAAGUGCAGCAUCCAGCAUGUGAAGCAAUUGUGAUGGAGCCUGACCUUGAGGAAGCCAUCACCUUCGAGCUUUCCCUGUCGAGUAGUGAGAUUGAUGCAUUUAGGCAGAAUCUCCUGCAGCGCUUUUUGAUGAUUGCAGCAGAAUUGGAGCCCGUGCAGCACACCUGGGCCAUGCAAGCUCCCGCAAACUUGCAGCAGCUGGUGGCCCGGAUUCAUGGUCCUUUGUGGCAGUGCUUGUGUCAUGAGCUUCACGUUGAUGGGUCUUUAUUUUUAACAGCUUUGCAGCAAGGUUUUCCGUUAGUGGGCUGCCUUCCACCCUGUGAAGGGUAUGCUACAGCUUCCUGCUCCAUACCUUUACUUUCUGUGGAGGAGUUGAGGACGGGCCGUGAAGUUUUCAAUGACCGGGUUCUUCUGUCUCUAGUUGAAUUGCCGCACAGUUGUGAUAUUUUGGAGCAAACUUUGGAAGAUUCAGAAAGUGGCUUCAUGUCCUCACCGCGGUUACUGGUGCCGGGUGACUUGGCCAACAAGUCCUUGACCAGGCGUAUACCAGUGCGGGAAGAAAGAUCGACUGGAUGGCGCACCCGCAUUGUUGACCAUGAAACUGAGAGUGGUGUUAAUACAGCGACCGCACCGGUCGACAAAAUCCACCACGACUCAAUAGACUCGCUGGUCUCCAUUCUGCAGAAGUUCAUGAUGCAUGGUACGACAGCAGAAAUGUGGAAAAGAGAUAUUUCAAAGGCUUUUCGAAGAGUUCCUGUGGCGGCUGAGCACCAUGAGUUUGCAUGGACGGUGUGGAAGUCUCAUGGACAAUUAUGGAUCUCACAGCAUUUUGGGAUGCCAUUUGGCACGGUGUCAGCCGUGUAUGCAUGGCACCGUGUAGGUCACAUGAUGUGGCUGAUUUUGGUGCGCCUCUUCAAAGCCCCUGCUUGCCGCUAUGUGGAUGAUUAUUUUGGUGCCUCCAAAACAGGAGUAGUAUUCUCGGCAGCCAAGGUGCUGACCAUCAUGUCCCGGCUGCUUGGCUUCCCAACAGAUCAUGCCAAAGAUGACGAUGCAACCUGGAACCUGGUGGUGCUGGGCGCCCUAGUGAGUGUUUCCUGGGCUGAGCAGAAGGUCUUUACACGUGUAAAUCCUGACAAAGCAAAAAGAUACCAAGCUGUUUUGCAGCAGAUGCUUGACAGCAACGUGCUGACUGCAGGAGAUGCUUCUAAGAUGGCAGGCAGAUUGAGUUUUUCGGUCACUGCAUCAGGGAAUAGAGCUGGCCGUGCCUACAUCAAGCCUUUUUAUGCUCAGGCAGCUUUGUUACUGGUGGCUCAUGGCUUUCAAGACCCCAGUCACCUAGUUGGAGUACGUUCACAAGACGUGAGCAAACUUUCAACCAGCCCCAAGCUACGGGCGCUGAUGAUGUCAGCGGUGGAAGCUCUCAACGUGGCCAAGCAGCCCACGCAGGCGGAGUGUCAGUCCCCCUCUCAAGUUUCUGGGGAGGUAGUGGCUCAAAAUUUGGUCUCUCUUCGAAUAGAUGAGCCUGUGCCAGUGUCUCAAGGAGGCCCUCUGCUGAUGUGUAAGAGCCUGGCGCGGUUGCCCAAAGAAGAAGCGCGUGAGCACCUCCAUGCUGGUGUCGCAAGUCUCAAACUUCAAACUCGCAAAGGGUCCUUGAGGAGUGUAGCAUCUGGCCUACGCCUCUGGCAUGUUUUUGCCACCACGUUGCUGGGAUACAGUGAACAUGCUUCUUUGCCACCGAAAAGCGAGACUGAC
Durusdinium trenchii is the source of this 2008-nucleotide messenger RNA. Lineage: Eukaryota; Dinophyceae; Suessiales; Symbiodiniaceae. The record is from the annotation of a GenBank genome assembly.